CGAGUGGGUAACCUUGAGCUGAUGAACUGGCAAUACUGAGCUGGUGAACUUAAUAGCUUCUUGGGAACCCAAAUGCCACGUGGCAACGGUGGAUUAUUGGGGUGCUUGAAAACAUGGUGGCGAUUCAACUUCUGGUUAUUUAUGACUUUUGUGACGAUUGAUAUUCCGAGGGGUUGUGCCUUUUGAACAGUUUUGGGCAGUUGGGAGGCCCAUUAAGGCGUUGAAGACACGAGGCCCGGUCCAAGAGGUGACGUGGAGCACGGGGACCGAGGACUUUGCCUAUAAGUAGGGAGAGAGGGGAGAGUUUUUGUCACUUUUACAAUUCUCUCUCUCUCUCUAACUCUGAGUUUUCUGCUCUCUCUCUCUCUACUUUAGAGCAUUUUCUCUCUCUAAGUCCGAGCCCCAUCUUCUUCGUCCGACCAGGUACGCCUUUGUUUUGCUUUUUUACUAAGUUUUUCUUCUCUUUCUUUUAAUAAAAUCGGCCGACCCCCUUCUGUUGAUAAAUAAUGGGGAGCUCGUCCGAGUCAGUGACACCCCCUCCCUCACCUCCUUAUAAUUUAGCCGAGGAAGUGAGGGGUAUGGGAAUGGUUUUGGUGUCAACUUUAAUAAGUUGCCCGGAUCCCUCGGCAGUGCCUGAGGCGCUUUCCCUCCCAAGUACUCCUUCGCAAGCCGAGGAGGAGGAGGCCGAGGGUACCAUCCCCCUACCCUGGGAGGUGUCCCUGGCCUAUCCUUCUUCGAGGAGUUACUUAGACAAAUAUUUGUCUGAUGGUGUAGUUAGGAUAGCUAUGCCAGGAGAGGAAGGCGAAGCUUCUACAUCGGGUCGGCUCGCGUAUCCCGAGAUCGACCCCAAAGGCGGUCCGGGCGCCAAAUUUCCACUUCCAUCUUUAAUAAGGGCCUUAUUGGAGGAUGCCCGAGGCCAAGCAGCGAAGUUCCAAAUAAAGGACCCCUACAUAUUAGUCCGACCCGAUGCUAGCCAUACCAUUCUGAGUCCGCCUCCUGGAUGCACCGCCUUUUAUUACAAGGCCAUGGAGAUGGGCUUAAGAUUCCCGCUGACCCAGUUUGAGAAGGACAUAUUGAAUGCCUACAACCUAUGCUUGGGUCAGCUGUCUCCUAAUUCGUGGGGCGGAAUCUUGGCAGUCCAAGUAAUAUGUGAUAUCAUUGGCGUCAGGCCGACCCUCACACUCUGGCGCCAUUUGUACAAGCUCUAUGAGAUGCCAGCCGGGGAUCACGGACCUGGGUGGUGGUGUUUCCAAGCUCGGCGAGGCUACCGAACCGUUCUUGACUUACCCACUUCUCAAAAGGGGUUUCGCCGGUGCUUUGCCUUCGUCUACUAUGGGGGAGAAUGGGGCAUCCCGACCGUGCCUCCAUCUGACGACCCAAAUCACUGCCUCAACUUCAAAGUGCCCGAGCUGUCAGAAGACGAAGCCGUGGCCGCUAUUUACUUUCAGUUGGAGGCUAAGAUAGUAGAUGGCGGUGAAGUUUUUGUGGCGGGGAACUGGCUCCCGAGCUGCAAACUCUUUAAAGAUGAGCACUUCCUAGCCGCGUUCGGUCUGAGCCCGGCUUUUCCCAAGGAAGCUUCCUUAGCUUACAUAAAGGAAACUGACCAAGAGAUGGCCGAACGACUGACCUCCGCUGCACUGAAGGCGGCUCGGAUUAGGGCCGAGAUGAAGGCCAACAAGAUCAACAAGCCUUCUAAGCCAAAGGAUCCUUCCAACCCUAAACCGAGGAAGCGCAAAGAGCGCACUGAAGAGAGGGUGGAGAUGACGGAAAAGGCCUUGGCGAAGGCCCGAGCCGAGCAGGAGGCUUCUGCAAAGAAGGCUAGAAAGGAGCCUUCCGUCGAGGUGAAUAGUCCUCGACCCGAAUCUGAAGGUGGGGGGACCCAUGUCUCAGUCCAUCCCUCAGAUUUCGAGCCUGUUCGGAGUCCGGGGUACGUACCGGAGGCCUCUCACCCUUCUCCGUUUUCCAUCCGAAUGACUAAAGUGGCGAAGACCGGCUCGCCCUGGUACAGAGGUCUCGGACCUGAAGAGGCGGCUCGGAAGCACUUCGAUGAGGUCUACCAGGCCAAGGAGCUAAGCGCUGGCCGAGCUCCGCUUGGAGGAGGCCAACAAAAAGAUCGAGAAGGGCGAGGCGACCUGGAAGCAAGAGAGGGAGGAUUGGCAGGUCGAAAGGACCAACCUUCUCUUGCCAAGGAAACGCUGAGUCCGCCAAAGCUACGGCCGAGACCAAGCAGGUCAGGCCGAGAAGGACUUGGAGGAGGUCCGGCUCAAACUCUCUCGGCCGAGGCUCAACUGAAAAAGCCCAAGCGGCCGUUUCUCGCUCUCAGGGGAAUGGUUCAAGCGCUGGCAGAAGUCGGAUGA
Molecule: messenger RNA, 2357 nt
Organism: Beta vulgaris subsp. vulgaris (sugar beet)
Lineage: Eukaryota; Viridiplantae; Streptophyta; Magnoliopsida; Caryophyllales; Amaranthaceae
Exons: 4
Coding region: 507-2357 (616 amino acids)
Source: RefSeq, a predicted model, not a curated record